Molecule: messenger RNA, 1779 nt
Organism: Diplodia corticola
Lineage: Eukaryota; Fungi; Ascomycota; Dothideomycetes; Botryosphaeriales; Botryosphaeriaceae
Product: major facilitator superfamily
Exons: 5
Coding region: 1-1779 (592 amino acids)
Biological process (GO): transmembrane transport
Cellular component (GO): membrane
Molecular function (GO): sulfate transmembrane transporter activity
Source: RefSeq, a predicted model, not a curated record
AUGGGCUUCUCCAAGGACCGGCGCCAGCACCGCCGGCAGCCGUCUUGGCUGCGGAUAGCCACCGCAGGCAACAGCCCGUACGCAGGCAGCACGCGGAGCGAGCAGUCUCCCUGGUCGUCAACCCAGUACACGUUCGCUGCCGCAGAGGCGAGCGCGUUCGAGGACAUGGCAUCUCCCACCACGCUCGACGAGAUUGGCUAUGCGAAGAAGAAUGACGGCUGGCUCGAGGAGGCCCCAGUUAAUGCGGUGAAAUCCGCCCCCACAUUUGCUACUUCCGGGCUGGACAAGUACUAUCGCCCCGUCGAGGGCUAUGAGGGCAUGCAUCGCUACGACCCCGACUUUGAGUGGGAACCCGAGGAGGAACAGCGGGUUGUGCGCAAGAUCGAUAAGCGAAUCUGCGCCUGGGUGUGUAUCAUGUUCUUUGCACUGCAGCUGGACCGAGGGAACAUUGUCCAGGCCCUCUCGGACAACAUGCUCGAUGACUUGGGCCUCACCACCAACGACUACAACUACGGCCAGACCAUCUUCUACAUCAGCUUCCUCCUCGCCGAGCUGCCCUCUCAGCUCAUCUCCAAGUGGAUGGGCCCCGACCAUUGGAUCCCGCUCCAGAUGGUCUCCUGGAGCGUCAUUGCCAGCAUGCAAGCCUUCAUCUCCGGCCGCAAGUCGUUCUUCCUCACCCGCUGUCUUCUUGGCGCUCUCGAAGGCGGCUUCGUUCCCGAGCAGAUCCUCUACCUGAGCUACUGGUACACCAGCUCCGAAAUGCCCACCCGCCUCUCCUGGUUCUGGGUCUCCUCCAAGGCCACCGACAUGUCCUCCGCUUUCAUCGCCUACGUGCUGCUCCGCCUGCGCGGCUUCUUCGGCGCCGCUGGCUGGCAAUGGCUCUUCUUCCUCGAAGGCCUGCUCACCGGUGUCAUUGGCGUCUUGUCGUGGUACUACCUUCCGCCGGGACCAACCCAGACGGCCAGCCCAUUCCGCGGCGAAGACGGAUGGUUCACCCCACGCCAAGAGAAGAUCAUGGUCAACCGCGUGCUGCGCGACGACCCGUCCAAGGGCGACAUGCACAACCGCCAGCCCAUCACGCCGCAGAUGCUGUGGGAGUGCCUGGCCGACUAUCACAUGUGGCCGCUGUACCUACUCGGGCUGACGGCCUUCGUGCCUCAGUACCCCAUGACGGCGUACCUGACGCUGCAGCUGCGCGAAAUCGGCUUCGACACCUUCGACACCAACCUGCUCGCCGUGCCACCCAUGUGUCUGUACAUCAUCCAGCUCCUGUUCUGGACUUGGCUGUCCGAGAAGCUCAACGAGCGCUUCUUGCUGGCCACCGUAGGCCAGCUGUGGAGCUUGCCGCUUCUGCUCGCCUUGCUUGCGCUGCCCUUGGCUGCGCCGGCGGGGCUGCGCUACGUGCUCAUUGCGUUCCUGGUCGGGUUUCCUUAUGUGCAUGCGAUCCUGGUGGCAAAUACGAGCCGCAAUGCAGGAACAGUGCGGACUCGGACAGUGGCAUCGGCUCUGUACAACAUGUGCGCUCAAGCUGACAAUAUCAUCGGGUCGAAUAUCUACCGCGAGGAUGACAAGCCUCUAUACCUCCGCGGCAACAAGGUUCUGAUAUUCUUCUGCAUCUUCAACAUCAUUGUGUUUGUCGGCACAAAAUAUUUCUACGUGAAUGUCAACCGCGAUCGUGAAGCCAAGUGGGAUGCUAUGAGCCACGACGACAAGGAGAUUUACCUUGCCACAACCCGGGAUAAAGGGAACAAACGCCUAGACUUCCGUUUCGCGCAUUAG